AUGAUGGACCAUGGUGGUUUCUUCACAAUUGAGUUACCACCAAUGCAACAUGGUGAAACUUGGUAUACAGGACAUCUUUUGUAUAAAUGUAUGAAGUUUGGUGCUUACACUAUACUUGGUUGUCGUACAAGAAAAGGUCGACCAAUGAUUAUUAGUGAAACAUAUAUUGAUGAUUUCAUCGUUCAUCAAUGCUUUGAAGAGAAUUCCAAAAUAUAUUAUCGAGAAUCUCUAUGUGACAUGCCAGGACAACCAUUAUGUGGUUCAUUUGAAGAAAAUUCAUCAAAAAUAGCAAUAGUUGCUUUAUUUGACCGUAUCAAUCAAACUGGUAAUUAUCCAUCGGUGGCUAAUUUAUCGCAAGACUGGAAGAUUGUUAAUUCAUAUGGAACAACAAUACCAUUAAAUCGUAUUGAAGUUAUUAAUUCAUAUCCGCUAAAUUUAAUAUCUACAGCAAAGAUUAGGAGAAAAAUUAAACGACAAACAGAUAUGAGUAAUGAUAAGAUGAUAAAAAGGUAUGUAUGA
Molecule: messenger RNA, 519 nt
Organism: Brugia malayi
Lineage: Eukaryota; Metazoa; Nematoda; Chromadorea; Rhabditida; Onchocercidae
Exons: 6
Coding region: 1-519 (172 amino acids)
Source: RefSeq, a predicted model, not a curated record